CGAGACAGGAAGUUGGAGUACGAGCACUCCACCAAUCAGCUUUGCUCUAACUGGAACGUCGCACCUAAACAAUAUACUGUACUGUGCUUUACAUACUGCAAGGCCGACUGGACCGACGCCUUGAAGUACGUCGCAGCAAAUUGGACUUUUGACAUUUUACAUGUCGUGUUUAUAUUCAUACGCCCUUUGGCGUUGAUACAAAAAUGCUCGUCACCGGCGCUUUUCACUUUGAAUGCCGUUGAGAUGACGUUAGCCACUCGUAGUCGUGUUUGCUAGCGUUAGCAAGUUGUCAAAUGUAGCCGCGUUAGCCAUCCGGUGGAUUUUAAUACGAGCGGCAUCAUUUAAAGUUACUGCAAGCGUGGAUUUUUUUUUCUCCCAAAAUAAGGUUAUGUUAGUCCAUUAUUUGUAACAUCGCGGUGGCAGUCCGUACUACAGAAACCGGCGUCGUCCGUCCGGUGUGUUUAUUUACCCCGGCUUCUCAACGCGAUCGAAAAUCUGGCGUUAGUUUAAGCUCCAACCUCAAAGUCGGCCAGCAAACUGGACAAAACGUUGGAUUUAGUUGGCUUUAAGUCGGGCGCAGCGGGUUCGCUGACUCCUCAGAAGAAAAUGAAGAAGAGGAAGGAGCUCAACGCCCUCAUCGGACUCGGCGACAGCAAGAGGAAGAAGGCGAAGAAGGGCUCCGGUCACCGGCUUCUCCGAACCGAGCCGCCGGACUCUGAGUCCGACUCCAGCUCGGAGGACGACGACGAGUUCAACGGAAUGAGCAGCGGAGCGAGCUUUGGCAAGAGAAGUUACAGCCAAUGCUGCAACGUGUGCUACCCAUUGUUUCUCUUCAUCAUCCUCGCUGCUUGCGUCAUGGCCUGCGCCGGACUCAUCUGGAUGCAGAUUGCCUUGAAGGAAGAUCUGGACUCAAUGAAGGAAAAACUGCACAGCAUGGAAUCCAGCCAAAAGGCGUCGUCGAGUGAAAUACCAAAACUCAGCGAGGACCUGAAAAACAAGGACAGGAAGCUUGACGACAUUGAGAACGGGAACAAAGGGCUGGGCAAACUCUGGUUCAACCUCACAGAAAUGAACAGAAAGAUCACCUUGCUGGACUCUGCCGUAAGCCACUUAAAGGCCAAUUUGAAAUCGGCCUCCGAUUUAAUCAGCCUGCCCACAACGGUGGAAGAACUUCAAAAGAGCGUGGCUACGAUCGGGAGCACACUAACAAGUGUUCAACACGACGUGAAGACGAUGCAGACCGUGCUCGAAAGUCAAACGGAUUCAAACGACAACCUGAAGGCAACAAUGGACAUAAGUGACCUGAGGAAAGCAGUGAGCGAGGCCAACCAGACGGAAGCAAAGCACCACGCGUGGAGCGACGAGCAAAUCCACGCGCUCUUGUCCACCGUCGCCGAGCUCCAGCACAGAGUCUCGUUUCUGGAGAACGGCUCCCAAGAAAACUUGAAGAACGCUGAAUUUCAGCCUCUAAUCAGCACCGGACCUCAAAAGACUGAGACGAUUGAGGCCCAAACAACCAAAGUGUCAUCACCAGACAACUCGACGGUAAGCCCCGACCCUCAGACUAGUCGACGCCCAAGGUUCCUCCUCCCGAACCGCUCCAAGAGAAAUACUGACAUCAAAUGCCAAAAGACGCGCUUGCUCACUGGAGUCACUUUGAAAGGUCUGGAAGGAAUCUUCGCUAAUGUCGACGGCGAUCCAGCGAGUCUGACGUACGAAGAGCUUUGCGGGAAACUCGGGGCGUCCCCUCCGAAAGCUCGCGCCUUGCGGUGCUUCGACAGCAACGGCGACAAGAGGUACACCCUGGCGGAGCUGAGGGCCGCGUUCAGAGUGUGAGCGCGUCACCCGCCGACGAUAUUCAAGGAAGCCCAGCGGGGUCUGGGGUACGAUUUUCUGUAAUUGCUGCACUUUGAUGCGUGAACUGAUUGUCUUCUUCCACUUUUGUUUGAUUCCAGCACAACCUCAGCGAGUCCCCCCCCC
Syngnathoides biaculeatus (alligator pipefish) is the source of this 1980-nucleotide messenger RNA. It is a transcript of the gene efcab14, whose product is annotated as EF-hand calcium binding domain 14. NCBI's taxonomy places the organism in Eukaryota, Metazoa, Chordata, Actinopteri, Syngnathiformes, Syngnathidae. Bases 607 to 1836 code for a protein of 409 amino acids. The transcript is spliced from 9 exons. The record is from RefSeq and is a predicted model, not a curated record.